Molecule: messenger RNA, 1173 nt
Organism: Closterium sp. NIES-67
Lineage: Eukaryota; Viridiplantae; Streptophyta; Zygnematophyceae; Desmidiales; Closteriaceae
Source: the annotation of a GenBank genome assembly
GUAAUGACAGCAGCAUUCAUCCCCUGCGUUUCCUGACGGAAAUCUACAGUUCCCUAGGUACGUUAAGAGCAGCUUUUGAGUCGACUAAAAAACAGUUCCCUAGGUACGUUCAGAGCAGCUUUUGAGUCGACUAAAAAACAGUUCCCUAGGUACGUUCAGAGCAGCUUUUGAGUCGACUAAAACAGUUCCCUAGGUACGUUCAGAGCAGGAAUUUAUUCUCAUGGAGGGCCUUCCUUGGAGUUCACCAAGUCUGCGAGUCUCCGCGAGGCUUCUGUUUCUCGUUUGCGCCGUCUGGUCCUUCGUUUGCGCGAAUUCCGCAGCACGUGCUAGUAGCUGGUCGUUGGCUUCCGAGCUAGCAGCGGCAAGGGUCCAAGAAUGGCUAGGGACCGACGAUGCCGCCGGGUCAAAGCUUAUCCGUGGGGAGAAUAUUCGUCCAGUCACAGGGACCAAAUUCAGGUCCCAAGAUCGAGUUCGCGUUGACGGUAGCCGGCGUGAUUAUACCGAAGCUGGUGACGAGUCAGCGAGACUCUUGAGCUUGACUAGCACGAGGGACAGGAAGGAUCACGCGGCAGUUGCGAGAGGGCUCGUUGCGCGGAGCACCUGGGGAACACUCAGCACCAUUUCUCAGCACCUCCACGGCUCGCCUUUUGGGAACGUGGCAUCGUUCAGUGAUGGCAUCCCUGGUAACUAUACAGGAACGCCGUACUUCUACCUCACGCCUCUGGACCCCUCUGCUGCUGACGUGGCAGCCAAUCCUCGCGCCUCAUUGGCCAUCAGCGCCAUGCCUCUCGGCACGUGCGGGGACUCGGACCCUGAGAGCCCACUCUGUGCCAAGCUGACACUGUCAGGAGAGCUGGGUCAAGUGCUGGACGCUCAAGAGCUCUCAUUCGCCGAGCAUGCUCUCUUUACACGACACCCCGAAAUGACGAUCUGGCCCAAGGACCACCAUUUCCGGGUGUUCAAGCUUGUCCUUGCUAGUGUUUUCUUCAUUAAUGGCUUCGGUGGGCCCAGGCACAUCACUGUAGAACAAUACUACAGUGCAUCUCUUGUGAAUUUGUCCAGAAGCUUCCUCCAUGAGGCUUGAUUGGGUAACUGUAAUCCUCAACGCCUGUACAUUUGUACGCAGUGAUUUUACUGGCAUGUUUCUGCGUUCUGGUCUAUUUUUCUGAAUAU